AUGCUAAUGCAAGAUGAAAUCCAGCAAUCACAACAAAUCAGAGCAGUUGCAGAUUGGGACCAAGAAAAACUAAAUGAAAUGAAUGAAAGAAAAAACUGGGAACAAAAGCAACUGAACGAUUUCCGGGGCAACCCAUUGACGGAAGCGGAUGAAGCUGAACAAUUACGACAAAUCGACACCGUCGCAGAAAUACAAGAGGAAAUACGUACGGAUAUGAACUUAAACGAUCAAUGGGAUCAAGAACGAUUGUACCAAUACGAAACACUUCCGACACCACUGCCAUACGGUACUGAAAUCGUGCAUGGUUGUUCCCCCUCAAUGAACCCGGAAGAUGGAAAGCAAAUAAGCAGCCGAUGA
Messenger RNA from Didymodactylos carnosus, 357 nucleotides. NCBI's taxonomy places the organism in Eukaryota, Metazoa, Rotifera, Eurotatoria, Philodinida, Philodinidae. The record is from the annotation of a GenBank genome assembly.